GACAUUAGAAUGAAAGCUAAGCAGCAAAUACUUCAGGUACAGGAGGAAAAUAGGAAGACUUUCAAUGAGAAGAGGAAACCAAGUUCUCAAUACAAAGAAGGAGAUUUGGUGGCCAUAAAGAGGACUCAGUAUGGACCGGGUUUGAAGCUGAAACCUAAGUAUCUAGGACCGUACCGGGUGACGAAGGUUAAGCGGAAAGAUCGUUACGACGUAGAGAAGGUGGAUACUGCUGCUGAAGGGCCUAAUAAGACGUCCAGCUCAGCUGAUCAAAUGAAGCCGUGGCCUAAUUAGGUAAAGUAUCUUGCUAUUUAAAUAAGAGGU
Molecule: messenger RNA, 321 nt
Organism: Ostrinia furnacalis (Asian corn borer)
Lineage: Eukaryota; Metazoa; Arthropoda; Insecta; Lepidoptera; Crambidae
Exons: 1
Coding region: 10-291 (93 amino acids)
Source: RefSeq, a predicted model, not a curated record